Misgurnus anguillicaudatus (oriental weatherfish) is the source of this 4837-nucleotide messenger RNA. RefSeq lists its product as uncharacterized. Gene Ontology annotation, molecular function: protein binding. NCBI's taxonomy places the organism in Eukaryota, Metazoa, Chordata, Actinopteri, Cypriniformes, Cobitidae. The record is from RefSeq and is a predicted model, not a curated record. Gene Ontology annotation, biological process: positive regulation of transcription elongation by RNA polymerase II.
GGUCUGCGCAGCACCAGAUAAACACGAACGGCUACCUUUACGUUAAACCUGUGUUUUUGAUAACAAUCUUAACUCUAAAUCGAAGUGCUUUAAAUUUGUUCAGGUCUUUGGAUGUCUCAGGAAAGUACGUGGUCUCACAGGUUUCCCGUGUUUGGGUUUUCGGGAUUUUAUUUGACUUUGAAGAUUGAUGUAAAUGCGCUGCAAGGGAUGAACGUUGACCACGUGCACUUUGAAUAAAACAACUCGCAGCAUGUGGAAGUAUCAGCAGCCUGACUUUGCAUCAUUUUUACUUGGUGAACUCCAGAAACAGCAGCAGGGAAGCAUUUUCUGUGACACACUUCUACAGACAGAAGGUGUCUGUGUUCCAGCUCACAGCUGCGUGUUAGCAGCUUUAAGUCCCAUCUUCUCAGCGGUCCUAUCCACAUCCCCUGCUCCACCUGCAGGAAAGAACCGGCUUCUAAGCCUUAAAGCUGUAGGAUCUCAUGCCUUACUGAAGCUAGUUGGAUUCGUUUACACGGGGGAGAUGAAAAUAGAAAGUCAGAGCGAACAUGAGGAUGUAAUGGCUGCUGCCCACAAGCUUGGCCUUCGAAACCUCAUUGGGAAAAAAAGAGUGUGGGUGGAACGAAGAGUUGAAGACGUUGGGAGAUAUCAGAAGGAGGCUGGUGUACAGACCGAAGAGAACGUGAAGGUCAAGAAAAGUGUGAGCGUGCCAUUGCCUUUGGGGGGACAGAGUAGUACUUUUUAUAAUGCAAAUAAUAGUGGUGCUCCAGUGAGUCCAAUGUUGGAUUUGUCAUUUGACAAACAUAGUCCAACUAGAAAACUUAAUGUCACUGUUCCUUCCCUUACUGACACGACCGAAGCAUCGAUAUCAAACCAGCAUAAAACAAAUGCUAAACAGAGAUGCAAAAUAAGAGAUGGCAAGUUAAAAAGUCCAACUUUGCAACUAAACCAGAUGAAGCUUCUGAACGUUGAAGGAACCGAACCGAUCCGAGAUGGAGUGAUGGAAAGAAGUAGAAAUGUUUCGGGCAAAGACUUUCGAAAACUUUUAGAGGAUGUUACUUUGCAAAAAAAUGCCAAUGCUGAACAAAAAGAGACCAAAGUAGACCAGUUCAACAUAAAGGUCAAACUGAGAAGGAGAGGAACCUGCUGGGAUAGCAGACUCCUGGUCUCUGUCGAGGGGGAGAGCGAAUCAGAUGAAGUGAAGGAGUUUGGACCUUCAGCCCUGGGCUGCCCAUCUGGUGUGCUUCUUGGUCAAAGCCUUGGAACUCUCACCCCACCGAUGGAUCUGCCCGUUUUACCCUCUAUAUCCUCCACCGGUCUGUCUUCAGAUAAACAGUGUCUUCAUCCUCCAAAUCACAGUUCUGUUUCUGCUCUUUUGGAUCUACCAACUUUAUCUUCAAGCGCUCCCCAAGCAGAAGAAUCUGACGAACAGAUCGCAAUGCUCUUGGAGGAUAUGUUCAUGAUGGGAUUAAACAUCCUGCCCUUGAUGCCAUUAGACAGAAAUCUGGAUGAGCAUCAGCUGAACCAGCUUGAUCCUCUUCAGGAACAAACAGGGGGGACUGAGUCCUCUGCUCUAAAUUCCAGUUGUUUUUUGCAAGGCUUUGAGCCAGAAAACAGAGAAUCCGGUUUUAGUGAGACGGCAACCUCGGUUAGAUUUAAGCGCCAAAGACGUGGAGAGCUUGAGUACUCCAGCUUUCAAAAACAAGAGAGACUCCAAACACUCGAGCCUUCAACUCAGUCAGCCGGACAAGGACUUCAUGCUUCACUUUCCCACAUAAACAAAGAUACAAAUCUGAAAACCGUGCCGGGAGACUCCGUCGCCCCACUUGUAGAAGACCUGUUGUUAACCACAAAAGCCACACCUGACCCCGAAUGUCACCUUUCUGAAACGGAUGAAAUGUCAGACUUCGAUGUGACCACCGCCGGUUUCAAACUGAGAUGCCUUUCCCCUCUUGAUGACAGUGAUGUUCCUGCACAGGAGCCAUCAGGACCAUCACAACACAAGACAACAAAUGACUUGCAUGCUGAGCAAACUAAUAUCAUUCCUGAGCUUCCUAAGCAGAGAAGGACCAGAAGACGUAAAGCAACUCAAAGGCUUAGACGGAACGCAACCAGGAAAUGUCAAAAAUUACCCAAUGAGUCUCAGGCUCAGUCAAGGCUAUCCAAGAAUAAAUCUGAUUAUAUGGUCGUAGAGACCAACUAUGAAAACAUUAAGCCGACUACCUCCAACUCACGUGGAGCCGAUACCCAAAUGACUUCUAAUGCAAACCAAAAAACAGUCACUGGAGUGAAGCGAAGACGUGAGAUGUCUUUACCAGUCUGUAAGAAAAUGACUCGGAGUGCUACCAGUAAACAAUGUGAACAUGAAGAUGAUGUACCUAAAGCACAGGUCACUAUGGGUCCUGUAAAACGAGGUCGUGGCAGACCUCCAAAAAAGAGAAAAAUCAUGCAAACAUGUAAUGAUGUUAAUAAAUUAGAAAAACCAUCUACAAGCAUGCCUGCUUGUUUGAAUCAGGGGGAUUGUGAAGUGUACACAAUCAAGACGGCCAAUGUGCUAAAAGAGGUUGACAAACAAGAAUCAAAUACUCAAAAGAAAAACUCGACAGAAAUUGGGAAGGCAGAUGUAAAUAGCAAUUUUGAACUGACAAAGCAAAAUUCAACUAAAAAGAUCCCAAGUAUCACUGAUCAAGUUUUCCAUCAGACUUGCCCAAGUGACAGUUCUCUGCCGAUUGGUCAGCGGUUAACAUCAAACACACAAGACGGAGAUAGUGAGAGUAAUUUUGGAGAGAACGAAAUGGGGAUAUUUGUGCUGAUAAAUGAUAAGGACGAUAAGGAAAAGAUGGAUGCAACGGAUAACCAGGUAAGGUUACAGAUGUCACACAGCAAUAUGCCAGAUACUGUGAAAUGUUCAGUAAAAGAGAACGAAAGGCCAGCCAUCAAGAAGAACUCAAGAAAUCAGUGCGAUUUUCAAAAUGAGAUGGAAAAAAACAUUCGAGACCAACCCACUAAACUUUAUGUCAACCCUUUAGAAUCUGAGGACAUAAUGAUAAUAUUAAUGGAUGGUGAUGUUAAUCAUGCUAUGUCACCCACAGAGACAGACAACACGGCUAUUACCAACGAACCAACAGUAAUGGAGAGAAACAAUCAGAAGACAAUAGUGCACACCAGUGUUUGUAAAAAUUCCAAUGGUACGGAAGCAGGAAAUUUGGAAAACAUCAAUUUGGAAGCUGCGGUUUUUAAUGAGCUUUCAUCUGUGGUGACAAGACACAGAGAUGAAGACUUUCAAACAUGCGAUGAUAAUUAUCUUGAGUAUAAUGAGAAUUUAGGUAGAUGCAAAGUGGUUCAACUGGUGAAAGAAACUAUUGAGGAUGAAGAAACUGAAGGUCAGAGGACGAAUGAUGAAAUAGUUAUGGAAAAUGCUGUUAAGGAUGGGCGGGAAAGUUGUGUUAUUGGUGUGGAGGGGGACAAAUACACUCCUGAGAUGAUUAAUACACAGACCCUUCUGGAAGAAGAGGAUUUGAGUACAGUACACAUCGCAAAUGCUAAAACUACAGGCGAUUCACCGAAUUCAGAGAGCAGCGCGCGAGUAAUAAGCAGAAAUGCUUCCAGUGUCCGAACUCAUGAUGAGGUAUCUAAUCGGUCAAACUCUCACAUCAGUGAAGACCACUCAACAGUGCAGACCACUCUGGCCAGCUCGGUAUUAAAAGAUGACAACUACUUGGAUGAAGAAGAGAUUGAAGUAGAUGUUCUGGACGAUCCUGAAGAUGCUUCGUUAUUGCCGUUUGCAGCUGGACAGAUCAUCACCCUGCCCAUUGAGAAUCUACAGGACCAAGAUGUCGAAAUGAGUGUUACUGAAGAAGAGGAGGUAGACGUCACGGGAGAGGAGACGGACUGAAAUAAUUUAGUGCUUUGAAGUUACAUAACAACGUGAUGUAAAGAAUUGUUUUUGUUAUUUUUACAUUAAUUUUUUGCUUGUCUUAUACUUGUGUAGGGUUAAAGUUAAUAUGUUAAUAAUAAAGUUAAUGUGUAUAUGUAUAUAGUUCAUACAUAUUAUACUUUUGGAUGGGUGGUUAAUUAUUUAGGUCAGGCUUUAGAAUUGUUUAUUUUGAGUUAUAUUUUUUAUUCAAGAAAUUGGAUGUAAAUAUACAGAGUUGUGAGUAUUUGUAUAAUAGAGUACUGCAAGGAUGACGUAUUUUUGUAGGCUAAGUAACCCGGAAGUUCGCUGGUUCGCUUAAAAAAGCUCAUUAAUUUGGAAUAGCGCAAAAAAUAAGUUCUGUGUUUAACAAAAGUUGAUGACACCUACACGUUUUGUCCAACAAGUUAAUCCUCACAGAUGAAUUCAAAUGUUUUGAAGUGUAAAUGCGUUUACUAGAAAUAUAAAAAGCCACAUUUUGACUCCAAAAGUCAUAAUUCAAGUUGCGUUCAUAUGUAAAGACUUACUUGUUGGACAAAACGUGUAAGUGUCAUAUAAACUUUUAUUAAACACAGAGCUUAUUUUUUGCGAUCAUCCAAAAGGGUGAAAUGAAUGGGUCGCUAACUUCCGGUUUGGCAAACAAAAAUGCGUCAUCUUUGUGGCACCUAUCCUUGCUUAUUCCUUUUUUUGGGGGGUGUGAAAUAUUAUAUAAUUUAAUAAUAUAAUUUGUUUAUCUGUUAAUAUAACGGUCCACAAUGGGGCCACCAAAGACUUUUAUUAUUAAACAAGAAAAAUAAGCUAAGGCGGUUCUUAACAAUUGAGUUUUAAUCCUUAUGACAAUAAUAUUACAUGUCUAACUAUCAUAUUAAAUUCAAGUAACUGGAGACAAAAUGUUUUCGUACUCAACGUAGAUCGUAAAGCCAU